Messenger RNA from Bacidia gigantensis, 2286 nucleotides. RefSeq lists its product as uncharacterized. NCBI's taxonomy places the organism in Eukaryota, Fungi, Ascomycota, Lecanoromycetes, Lecanorales, Ramalinaceae. Bases 1 to 2286 code for a protein of 761 amino acids. The transcript has a single exon. The record is from RefSeq and is a predicted model, not a curated record.
AUGAAUUUCUCAUUCGAAAUCAAUACCAAAGCCGGAUGGGCCAAUGAAGAAACCGAGAGGAAGCGAAAAGAAAUCGAGGAUUGGAACAGUGGCCUACCGCCGAAGAAACCCAAGAGAGGACGGAAACCCAACCCGAAACCGGCCAAUAUCGCCCGCAACGGACCUACGAGACUUCGCAAAGACAAGCCUGUGAGGACAGGUCUUGUGACCGACGUCUGGGAGAUCAUCCUUGACUUUUGCCCACUUGAAAAGCUGCUGAAGCUUCGCGGACUAAGCCCCACAUUUCAUUCGGUCCUGUCGGGAGACAAGGUUUGGAGGGCCAGCAGACUCAAUCAAUUCGGCUCUGACCAUCCGCCACCACCGAACGGGCUAGCCGAGUGGCAGUAUGCCAACCUGUUGAUUGGCACUGGGUGCCAUGGCGCCGGUUGUAAGGAGAAGAACACUCGACGAACGUACUGGGCGUUUCAGCGACGCUGGUGUGAAAAGUGCUGUCACAACAACAUCAAGAAGGUAGAUCACGUUUUCGCAAAAGGAACGUGGGCAAUCGCUUACAUUGAACAGGAGAGAUGCGCCAAGGAACAACUCAAGAUGUAUGAAAGGGCUUCCAAAUGCAUACCACAUGCCAUGUUCGAUAGCUGGAAUCACUACCAAUGGGCGGGCCACCAUGAGAUCCCACCUCCAUGGGCUUCAACAUAUGGGGCUCAGACGCCUGUCUACUCCAAGUACGACAUUGAAAAGUUCAACGACAGACUCGAGAACUUCUUGAUCGCUGAUCCAAAAGGAGACGAGAUCGACCAGUGGUUUAAAAAGGAAGAGCAGAUUAAUGCGGAAUUUAUGAAGCAACUGCAGACCGUUGAAACAUGGAUGGAAAUGGACAAGAUUAAGCGCGAAAAGGGACGUGUGGAGAGGCGCGAAGAGAGGAUCAUGUUUUAUCAGAAGAAAGCGAUGAAUUUGUUGCCGCCCCUCGAGGCGAAUGUUCUUGAGCUCUGUCCAUCGUAUGACCGGGCAAUUCAGAUCUCGAAAGCACCGUCCCAGAAGUCCUGGACCAUACUUCUGGAGAAGCUGAAGCUGGAGCGGGCUUAUGCUGCAACACGGCUCGCAAGGAUCAAGCGAGCUAGGUAUCACUUGGAAUAUCGGCAACACCUCACAGACAGAUAUCACAAUACCCUGAAACGCCGAUCGUCCUUAGAUACCCCGGAACAGCGACUGGUACUCAACCUUGCCGAUCAAGUCAUUUAUAACCUUCUUCUAGAUCCCAAGGGGAUAAAUGAGGCUGAUAUCGUAAAUGUGGUACUACGGGAGGUCUACGAUGCGUACCAGAAUGUCACUCAAGAAGAUAUGCCAAUGACUUACGACCAUUUACCAUACCGUCUUAUUAUGGAUGAUGCUCGGCUUGUCUACGAGCGACGUAUUAUACCGAUGCUUCGCUGCUUCAAAAAUACUUCGAAAUUACAGGAUGCAAAAAUGCUCAAGUGCCCUGAGCCGGACUGCAAAGGGAUUCACGAUGGGAACUUCGAGUUUGAGGACCUCAUGAGCCACUUGCGGACCAAACAUUACAGGAUCAAGAACAUCGAGAUUCUUCCUCCUAUCUUCGUAGCCAACGACAAUAGGUCUCUAUGGUUGUCCUAUGAAUGGCCUCGCAACCUUCCAAUGCAGGCUGUCCAUCAGCAGGCGCAAGAUGAAUGGGACAUAGAUGCCGAGAUUAGCUACACUCGUGCCGUCUCCCCUGGUCGUUCAUUGUUGCAACAAAUGAUUGCAGCAUCGACUCAAGUGCAGGCUUUUAGAGCUUUACCAAUGUUUACAAGCUCCGUUCUUCGUGCUGCUGACACUUUGAGGGACCUUGGAAUUGGAAAUCGCUACAAAGCCAUCAUUGCCCUUGAGUUCGCCUUUGGUGAAUGGACCCAAUCACAGACCAUGCAGAUCCAAACCUCGGAAUUGAGCAUGCUUAGAACGACACUCCAAACGUUUGGCUAUGGUAACUUGUUUCAAAGCAGCUCUUGUAUGCGUUGCAGGAACAAAUGCCCGUACUCAGUGUUCGGAACCGAAAGUCACAACCUUGGAGAAUUGGCAAAGCAUUAUAUGAAAGAGCACUUGCAAUAUUUCUCGCCAUUAGAUGCUUUGAUGCCAUUACCAAACGACAUGCCAACAGAUCCUGGGUUUCCUGAAGACAGUAAGAAUGGAGACUCAACUACAUCACACAUAGACCCUCUAUUCAAGGUGGACGAAACCCUCUCAUCGAGAAAUCUUGAAAGAAAUGCCGCCUUUGCAAACAUCUUGACAUCUUGA